AUGUUUGUACAGUUUUCAGGGAUAAAUGGGGUUCUAUACUACACACCUCAAAUCCUCGAAGAGGCCGGUGUUGAAGUUCUUCUUGCAGAUAUUGGCAUUGGCUCAGCAUCUGCAUCAUUCCUUAUCAGUGCUUUCACAACCUUCUUGAUGCUUCCUUGUAUAGCCUUGGCCAUGAAGCUCAUGGAUGUUUCAGGAAGAAGGCAGUUGCUACUUACUACAAUUCCCGUGCUGAUUGUGUCACUGAUUAUUUUGGUGAUUGGAAGUCUAGUAGAUUUUGGCAACGUGGCCCAUGCUGCAAUCUCAACUACAUGCGUUGUGGUUUAUUUCUGCUGCUUUGUGAUGGGUUACGGACCAAUUCCAAACAUCCUUUGCUCAGAGAUUUUCCCCACUAGAGUGCGUGGCCUCUGCAUUGCUAUAUGUGCCUUAGUGUUCUGGAUUGGAGACAUCAUUAUCACAUACUCGCUGCCUGUGAUGCUCAGCUCUUUAGGACUUGGUGGUGUCUUCGCCAUUUAUGCCGUCGUUUGCUUCAUCUCCUGGAUAUUUGUGUUUCUGAAGGUUCCAGAAACAAAGGGCAUGCCCCUUGAAGUCAUCUCUGAAUUCUUUUCUGUUGGUGCAAGGCAAGCUGCUACAGCCAAGAAUGAGUAA
This is a messenger RNA of Sphenostylis stenocarpa, 645 nucleotides long. Lineage: Eukaryota; Viridiplantae; Streptophyta; Magnoliopsida; Fabales; Fabaceae. The record is from the annotation of a GenBank genome assembly.